AAUCGGAAUGAAGCUAUAGCGUAAUAAAAAAUGUAUAUAAAUUGAGUUUGAAAGGUUUAGUGACAUUUAUAAUUAGUCAACGACCUAAUUGAGGAAUAUAAUACUAGUUAGUGAUUUUUCAAUUUAAAAAUCGAGAGAGAAAAUUACUUUAGCCUUAUUUACUAAAAGACUAUGGAAGGAGAGUAUCUUUUGACUUUAUUUAUAAUGAUUAAAUAACCAAUAAAUUUGGUGACGACUUUCCUAAUAUAAAUAUUAUAUUGUAAAAGAAAUACCAUGGACGGUUUAUAUAUCGCUGUUGUUUGUUCCUCUAAUAUGAAUAGGAGUAUGGAAGCACAUGCUUUCUUAGCCAAAAAAGGUUUCAAAGUGAAAUCUUACGGGACCGGAGAGAAAGUGAAGUUGCCCGGUGCAUCCGCAGACCGACCUAAUUGUUAUGAAUUUGGUGUUCCCUACGACGAUAUAUACAAUGAUCUGUUAGAAAAAGACAAGGCUUAUUAUACCCAGAAUGGUCUGUUACACAUGUUAGAUAGGAAUCGAAGAAUAAAACCUUGCCCAGAGAAGUUCCAAGUGUCAACAGAGCGUUUCGAUGUCAUAAUAACAUGUGAAGAAAGAGUUUACGAUCAAGUCAUAGAAUGGUUCGGAUCCAAGAGGUCUGUUUACAACCAACCCGUACACGUUGUGAAUGUGGACAUUCAAGACAAUCACGAGGAAGCCACCAUAGGAGCUUUCCUGAUAAGCGACAUGGUCACUAAGAUGGCUCAGAGUGACGACUUAGACAAUGACAUUGACGAGUUACUUCAUGAAUUUGAAUCCAAGUGCCACCGACCCAUUCUGAACUGUAUCAUGUUUUACUAACAGUCACGUAGUCGGCGAUGCUACGACACUCCGCUCCCACACACACUCUUAUACACUCAAACAAAGAAUUUAAAGCCUUAAUUGAAGUGAAUGCUGUUGUUACUGAUAUUGAAUACUGAUAUUGUAUUUUUAAAUGCUUUUGUAUCUCAAUUGUUAUGAUAUAAUACAGAAUAAAAGAUAAAUUAUACUAUUGUAAUGACAA
Molecule: messenger RNA, 1054 nt
Organism: Danaus plexippus (monarch butterfly)
Lineage: Eukaryota; Metazoa; Arthropoda; Insecta; Lepidoptera; Nymphalidae
Gene: Ssu72
Product: RNA polymerase II subunit A C-terminal domain phosphatase SSU72
Exons: 1
Coding region: 274-852 (192 amino acids)
Biological process (GO): termination of RNA polymerase II transcription
Cellular component (GO): mRNA cleavage and polyadenylation specificity factor complex; nucleus
Molecular function (GO): RNA polymerase II CTD heptapeptide repeat phosphatase activity
Source: RefSeq, a predicted model, not a curated record